AUGCGGAGAUUUGGAAGAUUUUUCUGCGAUUCUGUAGCUUCGAAGACAGCAACAGCCCCUCAGAAUCACGCAUUGGUUGACUCUUUUGGUCGAUUUCACAGUUACCUUCGUAUUUCUCUGACCGAGAAGUGCAAUUUGAGAUGUAAGUUUAAAUUUUUUAUAUUAUCUAUCAAAAUUUAGGUACCUAUUGUAUGCCAGAAGAUGGAGUAGAGCUUACUCCUACACAAAAAUUACUGACUAAAGACGAGAUUAUAAAACUGGUAAAACUUUUUGCUCAAAAUGGAGUCGAUAAAGUUAGACUGACAGGUGGAGAACCGACAAUCAGAAGAGACUUGGAGGAAAUAAUAAGAGAAAUAAGGGAAACAAACAUGAUAAAGGAGAUCGGAAUCACUUCAAAUGGGAUUGUACUGAAAAGAAAGCUCAAGAAUCUUGUGGAUGCAGGAUUAAAUCGGAUAAAUCUGAGUUUGGAUACAUUAGAUGAGAACAAGUACAUGAUAAUUACAAGAAGGAAUGGAUUCAAGAAAGUCAUGGAGGCCAUCGAAGAAGCGUUGCCUCUAUUUGACCGAGUCAAGUUGAAUUGUGUGGUGACCCGGGGAGUAAAUGACAUGGAAGUUGUCGAUUUUGUGGAGAUGACUAGGGAUAAAGUAAGGUGUCUAGUGUAUUAUAAUUUUUUUUAGAACCUGGACAUUCGUUUUAUCGAAUACAUGCCCUUUGGGGGGAAUAAUUUCAAUUCGAAGAAGAUGGUCUCCUUCAAAGAAAUGAUGAUCGGCAUCUCUAAGAAAUACGAUCAAGUGAUCAGAUUGAAAGAUAAACCAAAUGAUACUAGUAAAGUAAGUUGCGAUAAGUGUUGUCAUUUCUGAAUAUAGGCAUUCCAAGUCAAUGGAUUUAAAGGUCAAUUUGGGUUCAUAACAUCCAUGUCCACUCCAUUCUGUAGUACUUGUAAUCGACUUCGAAUCACCGCCGACGGUAAUCUCAAGGUCAGAGAUAACUACUAUUUAAUGUUUUUAUAACUUUAGGUAUGUCUUCACGGAAAUACAGAAGUCAGUCUGAGAGAUUGCCUGAGGGCAGGAGCUUCGGACGAGGAGAUUCUGGAGGUGAUUGGGGCGGCAGUAUUCAAAAAGAAGGCCGCUCAUGCCGGUAAGGGACUAGUUCUAUUCAUGCUUUUUUUAAUGAUAAUAUAGGGCGUGUGUGUGCUACUUCAGUUCCGCACAAAACCUUGAUUUCUUGUCUGUGAGCCCGCUAGACAAGAAAUGAGAAAUUUUUGUCUAUGUGAUAUUGUAUUUUUUCAGGCAUGGAGGUCCUCGCCAAACAGCCAAACCGUCCAAUGAUUACAAUUGGGGGCUAAUGUUAGAUACUAAUAGUAAGUGAUAGACAUUGCUCUCGGACCCGCCCGCGGCCGGAGGGGGUCGAAUUGGCCCCUGACUUCCAUCGUGGGCCCGAUGGAAGUCAGGCACGGCCCGGUUAGGCCCGCUAGUGUAUUCUACCAUAACCAAAAUUGGUAAACUAGCCAAACACUCCAAAAAAUUUUAAAAAAUAAAAAACGGCUGCUAAUUCAACACGCAUUUACUUUGAACAUCAUUUGGUACGUUUUAAAUAAUUUUCCCUGGACUUUAUCAACUUUUUUACUAUUAUAAAAUUUUUUGCUAGUAGUUCAAUUUCCCGGGCCGGCCCGUUUAAAAUUUUCUUUGGCUUGUGCCGGGAGUCAUGUCUAGUAAGAUACGACCUUUACUUUUAUUCCGCUUUAGAAAGUUUAUUUGUCUCCACCAGACUUUACUCUACGAUUAAAUUAAGUCAUAUUGAUUUGGAUGGAAAGGCUUCGAUGGUUGAUGUGUCUGAGAAAAAGUCGACUUUUAGAACGGCGAGGGCUUCGGGGAAGGUUGUCGUAAGUGUAAUGUCAUCAUUUAUUGUUAUUUUGUAAAGGUCACUACUGAAAUAAUGGAAGAGAUCAAAGCGAAUAGGAUGAAGAAGGGGGAUGUUCUGGCCACAGCUAGAAUUGCUGGUAUAAUGGGAGCCAAGAAGACCCCCGAUCUCAUUCCUUUAUGUCAUCAGCUGAAUCUGACCAAUAUUAAGAUCGAUUUCGAUCUCAGAGAGGUAAUCUAUUUUGCCGCGCAUAAUAUGAAUUUCUAGAAUACAAUUGUCAUCACCUCUGAAUGUCGCUGCAAAGGAGAGACUGGAGUUGAAAUGGAGGCCUUGACUGCAGUUUCCAUCGCCGCCCUUACUGUUUAUGACAUGUGUAAAGCCCUCGGGUACGACAUCCUUAUAUCGGAUAUCAAAUUGAUCUCAAAAACUGGUGGAAAAUCGGAUCUCAAUCUCCAAAUCUAA
Molecule: messenger RNA, 2322 nt
Organism: Bursaphelenchus xylophilus (pine wood nematode)
Lineage: Eukaryota; Metazoa; Nematoda; Chromadorea; Rhabditida; Aphelenchoididae
Source: the annotation of a GenBank genome assembly